GAACUGAGUCCUUUGUGGAAGUGUCCAGUUGAUGCUGAAGCAGCUGUCAAACUGGGAGGAGCUGGAAGUAUCAUCUGUAAAACCAGAGAACUCAGACGUGGCAAAACUUACUCUCCUCGUGACUGACAACUGUAAAGAGAUUUUACCUCAUAAGCCUGGAUUAGUAAACCCGCAUCAGAGAAAUUGAAUUUCCAGGAUUCCAAUGGGAAAUCUUUUAAAAGUUCUCACUUGCACAGACCUUGAUCAGGGGCCAGACUUUUUCCUUGACUUUGAAAAUGCACAACCUACCGAUGGCGAGAGAGAAGUGUGGAAUCAGGUUAACGCCGUACUCCAAGAUUCUGAGAGCAUCCUCACAGACUUGCAGGCGUACAAGGGAGCGGGACAGGAGAUUCGAGAUGCAAUACAAAAUCCCAAUGAUAUCCAGCUUCAAGAGAAAGCAUGGAAUGCCGUAUGUCCACUGGUUGUGAGACUGAAGAGGUUUUAUGAAUUUUCUAUAAGGCUAGAGAAAGCUCUACAGAGUUUAUUGGAAUCCCUCACCUGCCCACCCUACACGCCGACUCAACAUCUGGAGCGAGAACAAGCUUUAGCAAAGGAAUUUGCAGAAAUUUUACAUUUUACUCUCCGUUUUGAUGAACUGAAGAUGAGGAACCCAGCAAUUCAAAACGACUUCAGUUACUACCGACGGACAAUAAGUCGCAACCGAAUUAACAAUAUGCAUCUAGACAUUGAGAACGAAGUGAAUAACGAAAUGGCCAACAGAAUGUCCCUUUUUUAUGCAGAAGCCACACCGAUGUUGAAGACGCUUAGCAACGCCACAACCUAUUUUGUCUCAGAAAACAAGACUCUGCCUAUUGAAAACACAACAGACUGCCUUAGUACCAUGACCAGCGUAUGUAAAGUCAUGUUGGAGACUCCGGAAUAUAGGAGUAGGUUCACCAAUGAAGACACCCUUAUGUUCUGCAUGAGAGUAAUGGUGGGCGUUAUUAUACUCUAUGACCACGUGCAUCCUGUGGGAGCUUUCUGUAAGACAUCCAAGAUUGAUAUGAAGGGUUGCAUAAAGGUUUUGAAGGAACAGCCUCCAGACAGUGUGGAAGGUCUGUUGAAUGCCCUCAGAUUCACUACAAAGCACCUGAAUGAUGAAUCUACUUCAAAACAGAUUAGGGCAAUGCUUCAGUAAAGCCCUUAAGAGAAGAGGAUCUGGGUUCCGACCUCAGAAGAUGUAUAUGUUUACAUAAUUUAAUACAGAUUGAUGUUAAUACUGUUGUAUUUACAUAACCAUUUCCUUCCUGUCACUGAAAUUUUUGAAUGUUAAUGAAUAACCUGACUGACUUUACAUAACUUAACAUGCUAGCCUUACUUUCGGCGUUUAAAAAAAAAAGACAAAUAAAAGGAUUCUGGGGAAUUUUUGGUUUGUUGCCUGAGGACUUUAACUACAUACUUGAAAAGUUCCUCGCAUUUUGUAUUUUAAUUUGAGAUGCUCAUCCUUUCUGGAAAAGAGUUGUAGAAACAAAUUUACUGUGUUUGUAUAAAGUAAUACCAACACUAGUUUUAAAAGAAAAAAAAAAGAAAAAUCCAUGUCUUUUGAUGCACAAAUGAAAUGGACUCAUUUUCAAUCCAUCAGUGGGGAUGGCAGUUCUUGCUUUUUGCUGUGAAUUCCAGGGAUAAGUAUCAGUCUGAGACUUCCUUGUUUUGUGAGAUUAUCCAGUACCUAGUUGAGGGUCUUCAUUUAUCCAGGAAUCUGCCUAAUUGGCAAAGUGGUGUUGCUUAGCUGGUUUUCUUUGCCGCUGGUUGCUGCUGUCGAAAAAAAAUUUGUAAUGAUUUGCCAUUUGCUUAACUUCUUCAGUACCUCUCCUGGACAGUUGAAGCUCCUAUGAUACUUGAGAGAGUGGGAGUCUGUUUUUUAUUAUUAUUAUUAUGCUAUUUGUUUAGGGCUUACUAUGUGUCAUGCACUGUUCUAAGCGCUGG
This is a messenger RNA of Tachyglossus aculeatus (Australian echidna), 1965 nucleotides long. It is a transcript of the gene CYRIA, whose product is annotated as CYFIP related Rac1 interactor A. Gene Ontology annotation, biological process: regulation of actin filament polymerization. The record is from RefSeq and is a predicted model, not a curated record. Lineage: Eukaryota; Metazoa; Chordata; Mammalia; Monotremata; Tachyglossidae. Bases 203 to 1177 code for a protein of 324 amino acids. Gene Ontology annotation, molecular function: small GTPase binding. The transcript has 12 exons.